UCAAAUUCCUCUCCACGACACCACUCUCUAACAGCAGUCCUACUCCUCCCAGACUUUUCCCUCUGUAAGCUGUCUCCGGCAGCCUAGACUCCGAUCAAGAUCAUCCAUAUUUUCCCCUCUCAAACAUGGCUCGGACACUUCUUGUCUGCAUAGCGAUCGUCCUCUUCGUCGCACCAACCGUUUUCGCCCGCCUGCAUCCCGAAGGCGUCGGCCACCAUAAGAGCGGCGGACACCACAAGAGCGGCGGGCACCACAAGAAGCGCGGAGGGAGCGCAUCUGGAUCAACCAGCAGCACGGCCGUGACGCCACCGAGCGUCACGCCACCGAGCGACACGCCACCGAGCGUCACGCCACCGAGCGUCACGCCACCGAGCGACUCGCCAAAGACCGUCACGCCCAAACCAGGCUGCGGCCCGUCGAAUCUAGGAUACAAGGCGUCGGUCGAUCUCGCAGACGGGCUCAUUUUCCACUGGACCGUCUCCGGCUCAAACCUCGACGCGGCUAUUGAGGCGCAACCCAGCAGCGGCGCAGACCAGGGCUACCUUUCCGUCGGCUUCCCCUCGAAGGACGGGGCGAUGGCCCCUUCGGACGCAGUGGUCGGCAUUAACGGGCAACCCGUUACUGCGUACGAGCUGUCCUCGUACAGCGCGUUCUCACCCAGCAAGCUCGCUAUCUCGUCGCCCAUUGUUGAUAACAGCUCCGGGAGCCUUGUUGUGAAAUUCUCUCGGCCGGCUGAGGGGGGCGUGAAGUCCCUCGACCUGCAAGGCUCGAACGGCAUCAUCUGGGCGUUCAGCCCUACACCGUCAUUCGGGCCUCACACUGGCCAGUGAAGGCUCCAAGUCCGUGGAUAUGUCAUGCGGCUUAUGAGAAUGGUCAGUAGUCCACAAGAUUGAAUGUAGGUGCCUGCCUCGUGUUACCGUGUAACCAUUUGAGGCGUAGGUGGCGCAUGUAUUCUGUGGGGUAGGUGUUUAGGAUGACGAUGGGUAGUUCCCAUCCAGAGUCAUCCCAUGGAUCCUCGUAGUUAUGAGUGGGUUUGAGGAGGAGAUUUAUGCUCGUUGUAUAUUGGGUGAUUACAUGGACAUCAACCACAUUACUC
Messenger RNA from Closterium sp. NIES-67, 1096 nucleotides. The record is from the annotation of a GenBank genome assembly. NCBI's taxonomy places the organism in Eukaryota, Viridiplantae, Streptophyta, Zygnematophyceae, Desmidiales, Closteriaceae.